This is a messenger RNA of Branchiostoma floridae (Florida lancelet), 2196 nucleotides long. RefSeq names its product tctex1 domain-containing protein 1-B-like. Gene Ontology annotation, cellular component: cytoplasmic dynein complex; cytoplasm. Gene Ontology annotation, molecular function: dynein intermediate chain binding. The transcript is spliced from 2 exons. The record is from RefSeq and is a predicted model, not a curated record. The coding region runs from base 351 to 866 and encodes 171 amino acids. Lineage: Eukaryota; Metazoa; Chordata; Leptocardii; Amphioxiformes; Branchiostomatidae. Gene Ontology annotation, biological process: microtubule-based movement.
ACCUGCCGCACCACUUCACUUGGAUACAGCACUACAACAAAGCAGCAGGGCGACACUUUCUCUUUCUCUGCAACAACAACAACCACUACAGAGGCAAAAGCACUAUCUUUUGGACGACUAAGACUUCAAGGUGGAAAGUUAAGACAAGUAAGCCUUCUUAGAUACCUGCCAGACGGUACAACAAAGAAGCAGCGCAACAUUUUUUCUUUCUCUGCUACAACAACAACUACUACAGUCUCGACAAAAGCACCAUCUUUUGGACUUAGUAAGACUUUCAGAGGGAAAGUUGAGAUAGCAGUAAGCCUUCUCAGAUAGCAGCCAGUGGAGGACUAUCAAGAAAUCAACACACGAUGGAAAAGGUGGUGAAGACUACGAGACCUCGCCUGGGAACGUUGACACGGGGCUUGUCCACGCUGUCUGGAAACAGUCUAUCCCUGAGGAGAAUGCGACUGGAGAGUUCAACAACCUCAGCAGCGUCCGAAGCCGCCACCGACGACUUGGAGUUUCGGGAACAGGUCCCGCCGACAUACCAGUUGGGACCGACCAAGAAGUUCUCACAAACAGAGGUGAAAAACGUGAUCCAGUCAGUGCUCGAGAACAAACUAGGAGAAACCAAGUACGAGGAGACCCCUGGCGGGACCCUCGCGAAGUGCCUCUCAGAUGACAUCACAAAGGAAGUGAAGAAGCUCGGCUUUGACAGAUACAAGAUCGUGUCCACCGUCAGCUUUGGCCCCCUCAAAAACAGCAGUGUGAAGUAUGUCAGCAGGUGUAUCUGGAAUCCCCAGUUCGACAACUUUGCAGAGUACACGUACAGGAAUAAGUCUCUGUACUGUGUUGGGACUGUGUAUGGGGUGUACGUGGAAUGAGGGGUGGCCAGAUAUUUGUUCAUAAUCAUAUCCAUAAAGCAGGUGUAUUUGGAAUCCUGAGUUCAACAACUUUGCUGAGUACACGUACAGGAAUAAGUCUCUGUACUGUGUUGGGACUGUGUAUGGGGUGUACGUGGAAUGAGGGGUGGCCAAAUAUUUGUUCGUAAUCAUAUCCAUAGAGUAGGUGCAUUUGGAAUCCACAGUUCAACAACUUUGCAGAGUAUACCUAUAGGAAUAAGUCUCUGUACUGUGUUGGGACUGUGUAUGGGGUGUACGUGGAAUGAGGGGUGGCCAGAUAUUUGUUCAUAAUCAUAUCCAUAAAGCAGGCGUAUUUGGAAUCCUGAGUUCGACAACUUUGCAGAGUACACGUACAGGAAUAAGUCUUUGUACUGUGUUGGGACUGUGUAUGGGGUGUACAUGGAAUAAAGGGUGGCCAGAUAUGUCUUCAUUAUUAUAAUUUUGGGGCCUGCAUGGGGGGGGGGGGCAUCACCAAUGCUCUACGUUAAAUUCAUAAAGGCAGCAACCAUUUACAUUGAACUCGGCAAUCUGGCUUCUAUUUAUGCUAAAUACAGUUGCAAAUUACAUAAUUAUGCUUGGAUUUAUUUUCUAUGUUAUUAUAUCCGUCCAGCUACAAACUACACUGAAUCAAAGUAACAGCUGAUUAUGCUCUAUAUAAAGGGUCAUGUAGGGCCAUGGGUUUUUUUCAAGGUGAAUGUGAAAUAUUAAGUGGUGUUUAAAUGUCAUGUAACACUAUCUGGCCGACACCUGAGCAAUACGAUCCUUUGAACAAAUUAAUGGCUUUAUACUAACUGUUGAAUUUAAAACUGCUGCUAAGGGGAAACAAGAAUUUCUAAGUACAUGUAGCCAUUAUGCCUGCACAGGUGAUGAAAUGAAUGGAAAUGAAUGUUAUACCCGGAGUACUAAUUUUGCACAAAGAAAAUCACCAGAAUUUCAGAUGCAGAUCACAACAUUUGCAAAUAACAACUGGGUCUAAGCCUUUUUGCCUAAUUGUAAAAAAAAAACUUUCAAUACUUUGAUGUGUUCACUGACUUCUGAACAGCUGUGUUGAAACUAAUUUAUAUCGUAAGCAAAUAUAUUUCCUUUUUUCCGUCCACUUUAUAUCUAUUGUAUCAAUGCACAGAUGUGUGACAUAUUAAAGAAAAUGUUUUGAUACAACACUCAAGGCAAAAGCCAAUAAGUCAUUUCUGAUAUCAAGAUAUUAUAUUAAUUAUCUAUUUAAAACUUUUGAUGCAUUUGAAGAAGAUGCUACAAUUGUACUUUGUGUGUUUCUUAUAAAUCAUUUUAUUGACUGUUAUAGUCACAAACUCCA